Messenger RNA from Cotesia glomerata, 870 nucleotides. RefSeq lists its product as uncharacterized. Lineage: Eukaryota; Metazoa; Arthropoda; Insecta; Hymenoptera; Braconidae. The transcript is spliced from 2 exons. The coding region runs from base 132 to 428 and encodes 98 amino acids. The record is from RefSeq and is a predicted model, not a curated record.
AGGGAUCCCCUUGAUGGAGGGGAUGCUUCUUUGUUAGCAAUCUAAAGCAAGACCGUAUAAAAGCACCUGGAAACUCUUCAAUAGCAUCGCAGUUUCCUCAGCGAACCUCAUAAGCAACUAAUUCUUCUACAAUGAUGACCAAGUGCCUUAUCCUCUUCUUCGCCCUGGUGGCUGCUUGCUCCGCGGGUAUAAUUGCGCCUGCAGUACCAGCUGCUCUCACGGUAGGAACAUACGCAAGUAGUUACAAUGCACAUGCAAUCAACCACGCGUACGCUGCACCUUAUGUCGCGGCCGCUGCUCCAUUAGCAGCAGCUCCAUUAACGUACUCAGCAUAUCCAGCCGCAUACUCAGCGUUACCAGCAGCAUACCAUGCAGCAUACCCUGCAGCAUACUCAGCAUACGCAGCACCCAUCAUUGCACGCCGUUAAUGAUUUUCGAUCCGACAUCUAAAAUCUUUUUGAUAUCAGUCAUUGAUUAUUUAUAAAUAUUAAUGAGGAUACUUUUAUUAAGAUUACCGAGUCAUGAUUAUUAACAAUAAUAACAAUACAUAUUGAUUUCUAAGUACAUCAGUUCAGUCGGAUUUUAGAAUAAACAGUUAUCCUGUGAUCGAUAAGAGGAUGACGAUUAAAACGAUACCAUUACCUGUUUAUUGAAAUGAUCGAGGAACUGAUGUACCCACUGGUGGUCAAUUGGCUUGUUAUAAUGAUCUACCGAUUUAUCGGUACUGAUCAUUACAGGGCGAUGGAGCCACUAGCACUUGAUCUCUCAAUCCGUCUUUACAAAAAAAUUUAUUCAUACAAAUACAAAUUAACUUUAUAAUUUUUGUAUAAAUAUUAAAAUUUAUAAAAUAUAUAAAAAUUUUAUCAAAUA